UUCACAUUCUGCGUUCCUGCACUUUGUACAGCAGUUUUCGAUCAAAAAAUCCCCGUCGCCCUCGACCGAUUCGUGUCGAUCGGUUUCUUCCGGUUCUUCGAAUCCCAAUCUUCGCCGCCCAACCCGCCGCCGCGCCGAUCGCCGCCGCCGCCGCCGCCCUCUCCGGCGAGCGCCUCUGAGGGAACGGUCCUCUCUCGCGGAGGAGGCUGUCCGUUUUGCGAGGGAUCUUUCCGCCCCUUUCCUUCCUUCUUUUGGCGCUUGCGGUUUCUUUCGCUUCGCCGCCGAAAACGGAGCAUCCUCGGCACUCCCAUGGGCGAUCUUCUAGCCUGGUCUCCUGAAGCCAACGGCGCCGCCCCCCUGGAAGACCGCUCCUCCUCCUCGUCGUUGUCUUCGUCCUCCUCCUCGUCGGGGCAGGCGGCGAUUAGCGCCGAGCUCCUGCGGAAGGCCGAGGAGGUGACCGGGGGCAUCAUCGCCCAGAUUCAGCCGAAUUCCGUGUCGGAGAAGAGGCGAGCAGACGUGAUUGAGUACGUGCAGGGGCUCAUCAGGAAUAUCCUCGGAUUGGAGGUAUUUCCAUUUGGUUCGGUUCCUUUAAAGACUUAUCUUCCUGACGGAGAUAUUGAUUUGACUGCCUUUGGGGUUCUUAAUGCUGAAGAUUCGUUAGCUAGUCAAGUCUGUACAGUUCUUCAAGGAGAAGAACAGAAUGAAGAUGCUGAGUUUGUGGUGAAGGACGUCCAAUUAAUUUGGGCCGAGGUCAAGCUUGUAAAAUGCAUCAUACAGAACAUUGUGGUAGAUAUAUCGUUUAAUCAGCUAGGAGGGCUCUGUACUUUGUGCUUUCUAGAGCAGGUAGAUGAUCUCAUUGGCAAGGAUCACCUCUUUAAACGCAGCAUUAUACUGGUUAAGGCUUGGUGCUAUUACGAGAGCCGUAUACUUGGUGCUCAUCAUGGUUUGAUUUCCACAUAUGCCUUGGAGACAUUGGUUUUGUAUAUCUUCCAUCUGUUCCAUACAUCUCUAGAUGGUCCCCUAGCGGUUUUAUACAAAUUUUUGGAUUACUAUAGCAAGUUCGACUGGGAUAAGUACGGCGUCAGUCUGAAUGGUCCUGUCCUUAUCUCAUCACUACCGGAAAUUGUUGUUGAGACACUGGAACAUAGGGGAGAGCUACUGCUCACUAAGGAUUUCCUGAAGCACUGUGUGGAACAUUUCUCUGUUCCUUCAAAUGGAUUUGGAGCAAAUGCCCGGACCUUUGUUUCAAAGCAUCUUAAUAUAGUUGAUCCACUGAAAGAGAACAACAACCUUGGUCGCAGUGUAAGCAAAGGGAGCUUUUUCCGAAUUAGGAGUGCCUUUUCUUUUGGUGUUCGUAAGCUUGAAAAAGUCCUCUCUGACCCAGAGAUAGACAUAGCUGAUGAACUUAGUGAAAUUUUCUCGAAUACACUGGAUCGGCAUGGAAAUGGUCAGAGGCCAGAUGUUCAGGACUUGAUAUCAGGACAUAAUAAUGUUGACAUAUCUCGGGAAGAAGAUUCAUCAGGUAGGGUUUUGAAUGAAGUACAGCAAGGCUCUGCAAGAUAUUCAGGAAUUGUAGAAGUGGAGAAUACCGCAAACUCCCCUAUGUCAGAUGUUCUUUCAUCUUCUUCUGGUCAAGCAGAUGAGCUUGCUACAUCCCAAAGUUCUGUUAAAUCAAAUGGCUCGCUUAAGGCUUUGUCUUUGAGCAGCUCGGUACACUCUUCCUUGUCGGGUAAAGCAUAUCGUGCUCCUCAUCUUUAUUUUCCACAAUCAUCAACAGAGACAGUGGAGACAAGAAAUGGGGAUGCUGGCCAGGAGCACACUGAACAAUCUGGAAAUGCCGUGGUGACUUCUGUUGCUCUGCAAUCAGGUGCUGCAGAACCAUGUGUAGUUGCUGAUCGCAACGGGGAUGAGAAUGAGCUCAGUAGAAGUCAUGCUUUUCUGUCCCCUCCUGGAUCAAAAAAGCUCUCUUCAGAUUUGAGUCCAGUAUCCCGGACAUCUGAUGAUACUUCUUCUGGCUAUCUUGGUGUUCAAGCCUCAUCUCAUAUUUCUAGAAGCCCUGGACAACUGAAUUCUCUAUCGGAUCUAUGUGGAGACUUUGAUAGCAACAUGAGGAGUUUGGAGUAUGGCCGGUGGUGCUAUAAUUUCACGUUGAGUGGACAACUUCCUCACACUUCUCCAUCAUACUUUCCACCUUUCCCAGUAAAAAAUUCAUGGGAAGUGGUACGAAGGUCAGUGCACCACAGGCAUGAUGUUUUUUCUCAGAUAAGUGCCAAUGGUUCUGUCACAGGGCGACCAGUAUAUAACAUAAAGUCGCCAAUUGUAGCUAAUGCUCCCUUUGGCAUGGAAGAAAUGUCAAAACCGCGCGGAACAGGAACGUACUUCCCAAACACGAACCACUACAAGGAUAGAAACUCAAUGGGAAGGGGAAGGAAUCAUGCACCGGUGAGGUCUCCUCGCAGCAAUGGCCGCACUUUGACACCCUCGGAGACUAAUUUCUCUGAACGAAGUAAUGAGCAUUCACAAACGCAUGGGAAGUCUUGGCCCUCUGAUUUAAAUAAUGGUUCUCCUAUAAGAAAACCUUAUUCUACUAGCAAUGGAUCUUUACAACUUUGUGAAGGCUCAGUAGAGUUUGGUUCUUUUGGACAUCAACCACCGGCAACACCUCUGCCUCUCUCCCUGGAGAGAAGUAAGCAACCAAUCUCUGGGUCAGCACCAACUUCAAGAACUAGUGCAAGCCAUUCGACACCAGGUGCUGUGACUGAAUGGCCAUCGGUUAAUGGAUUGAAACAAGAUAGGAUCUCUCUACAGUCUUACCGUUUAAAAGAUGAAGAUGAUUUCCCACCUUUGUCAGAGUCUGCGGGGAAGGGAUGAGCCAUAUGUAUGGUUCAAACCCAAUUCCAAUUAAUUGGAUUGUAAAUGGUAAACCGAUUAGUCUGAGUUUGAGCUUUUGAUCUCAUGGAUUCCUCAGAACCAUCUGAUGCUGGCGCUGAGUUUUAUAUCUACUGUGUGAUCUAGAGGCUUUUUGUACCAUUUACCAAUUUUUUUUUUUUUUUUUUUUGAGGGGGGCUAGGUUCUAUGUUAGCUUCACGUCACGUGCUACGUGUAAUUUUAUAGGGUGCUUGGGCCGAGGUUUGAUUCAGGUAUCGUUGUUACAUGUUUAGGUGAAUGCCGUGUACUUGUUGUUCCUGCCGUCUGAUGCAAUUAUAAUGAAAUCCGGUUCCUUUGCUGGAUGAACCAGGCA
Eucalyptus grandis is the source of this 3241-nucleotide messenger RNA. RefSeq lists its product as uncharacterized. The record is from RefSeq and is a predicted model, not a curated record. The transcript is spliced from 9 exons. Bases 310 to 2871 code for a protein of 853 amino acids. NCBI's taxonomy places the organism in Eukaryota, Viridiplantae, Streptophyta, Magnoliopsida, Myrtales, Myrtaceae.